AUGAAUCGAAAGCGAGAAUUCAUUGACUUAUCGCAUCCCCUCGACCCAAAUAACAUAUCUCUCUGGCGAACAAUGCCACCUUUUACAUGUUGCCCCAUAGCGACUAUCGAGAAGGACACGUUCAGCAUUCAUACGAUAUCCAUGGGUACACAUACGGGCACUCACGUCGACGCCCCAUGUCACUUCAUCCAAGGUGGCAAAUCCAUCGACCAAAUCCCCAUAGAUGUCCUGCAUGGUCCUGCUCUACUCAUCGACCUCACACAUAAACGCGCACAUGAGAGUAUCUCCUGGGCGGAGGACCUCUCUCCCUACGCGGAACAAAUGCAGCCUGGUGUGAUCCUCCUUCUGCACACGGGCUGGUCGCGAUAUUGGGCGAAGGAGGGGCAAGAGUAUUUCAAGCACCCGUAUGUGGAGCCCUCAGUAGCGGGGAAGCUACUCGAGUAUGGAAUUAUGGUCAUAGGGCUGGAUGCGCCGAAUCCAGAUGUGACGGGCUCGGGAGGACAUCCAUUUCAUGAGGUUUUUCUGGGAGGCGGGGGAUACAUCGUUGAGAAUCUGACAAAUUUGGAUAAGCUGAGAAGCAUGGAACUUAUGGUCAACCUCCUGCCAAUCAAUAUCGUUGGCAGUGACGGAGCGCCGGUGAGAGGUGUUGCAUGGGAUGAAGCCGAGCAGAAAUGA
Molecule: messenger RNA, 675 nt
Organism: Lentinula edodes (shiitake mushroom)
Lineage: Eukaryota; Fungi; Basidiomycota; Agaricomycetes; Agaricales; Omphalotaceae
Product: putative cyclase
Exons: 1
Coding region: 1-675 (224 amino acids)
Biological process (GO): malate metabolic process
Molecular function (GO): arylformamidase activity; malate dehydrogenase activity
Source: RefSeq, a predicted model, not a curated record